AUGCGCAGCAAGCGCGUCGACAGCGCAGCGCAGCAGGUCGCGGACGCAGCAGCAGCAACUGCAGCAGCAGUGGAGAAGCCCGAAGAGCUGCAGCGGCUCGCAGCAGCAGCAGCUGCUGCUGCUGCUGCGCCUGCAGCAGCAGAGGCAAGAGAUGCUGUGCCCGCGCUGCCGCAGCUGCUGCGAGGCCUCAAGAAGCUGCUGCACUUCUGCUUCGUGUCGCUGCGGAAGCUGGUUUUUGCUGAAGCAGCUGGGGGGCCCCCCGAGGGCCCCCGCAGCAGCUUAGAGGCCCCUCAGGGGGGCCCCCCAAGGGGGCCCCCGGGGGCCCCCCCAGAGGGGCCCACUGAAGAAGACAGAGCUGCGCAGGCCUGCGCAACAUUUGUGGAAACCCUGUUCCUGCUGCUGCUGCAGACGGAGGAGCUGCUGCAGCCGCUGCUGCUGCUGCAGCAAAGCAGCAAAUUCCUGGAUAUCAUUCCUGCCGUGGUCGCCCUGUGGCUAGAUCCUCCCCCAGCAACAGCAGCAGCAGCAGCAGCUGCAGCAGCAGCAAGCGCGCCAGAGUCGAGGCAGGGCAGUGCUGCGAACAGCCAGACGUCCCUGCUGCGGCCUGUCCCGCCGUCGGGGCAGCAGCAGCAGCAGCAGCAGCAGCAGCAGCAGUCAUUGUAUGAAAUAUAUAUGAAGGCGAGCCCGGAGACUGCCGAGUGUCUGCUGCUUGUUGCGCAGCGAAUUCUCA
Messenger RNA from Eimeria tenella, 727 nucleotides. RefSeq lists its product as uncharacterized. The transcript has a single exon. NCBI's taxonomy places the organism in Eukaryota, Apicomplexa, Conoidasida, Eucoccidiorida, Eimeriidae. The annotation marks the transcript as partial. The record is from RefSeq and is a predicted model, not a curated record.